GAUACUGUGUUGAAAGUGCCUGCAGGUUUUGGCUACAGCAUUGUUUGUGUGUUGUCGCAUUCACUCUUUCAUUCCCCUCAUUGAUCUUUCCUUCAUUGAUUUUGGCCGUUGGUCAUUCCUCCCAUCCCUUGUGCCUCCUAGCGAAGUCUUGACUUUGGGAAGUUGCAAGUUCUCUCCUUCUGACUGGAUCGCGUGACGAAUUCCGCUUCAUCAUCCGAUCUCUCGUUUGGUUCCUUUGGCUCAGCACUGGUUGCUGAACUUUCUCAUUGCCCACCUGUCUGCCAGCCAGCCGGGUAUAUUACUGUCCUACCCCACGUUUCGAUUGUCUCUGCAGGUUCAGGGUCAAUCGUCGACUUAUAGACCAUGGCUGUUCUCAACACGUUCAUGAUGCUCUUCGCAGCGCACCUGCUGCUGCUGCUCGGCCUUCCGGCCGGGCUCGUCUCUGCUGUCCCCUUAAAGAGUGGCUUGGAAGCCCGCGGGGAGUUGAAGGGUCGUGACUCGAGCUACUGGGUCGCUGAUAUAACACGUCAGGGAAGCGUGCCGUUCGGCAACAGUUCUAGCUACCAGAUCUUCCGCAACGUUAAAGACUUUGGCGCUACGGGUGAUGGCUCGACGGACGACACCGCUGCUAUCAACAAGGCGAUCUCCUCCGGUAACCGUUGUGGUCAGGGCUGCGAUUCCUCGACAACCACCCCUGCUCUGGUGUACUUCCCGCCCGGCACUUAUGUUGUGUCGACCCCCAUUAUCCAGUACUACUACACGCAACUGGUCGGUGAUGCCAACGACCUGCCCGUCCUCAAAGCGGCUGCCGGUUUCACUGGUAUGGCGGUGAUCGAUGCUGACCCCUACACCAACACUGGCGCCAAUUGGUACACCAACCAGAACAACUUCUUCCGUGCCAUUCGUAACUUCGUCAUCGAUCUCACUGCCAUGCCCCAGUCCUCCGGUGCCGGUAUCCACUGGCAAGUUGGUCAAGCCACCAGUCUUCAGAACAUCCGCUUUGAGAUGAUCCAGGGCGGCGGUAACGCCAACAAGCAGCAAGGUAUCUUCAUGGACAACGGAUCGGGCGGCUUCAUGUCCGAUCUGACCUUCAACGGAGGCAACUAUGGUGCCUUCCUGGGCAACCAGCAGUUCACGACGCGCAAUCUCACUUUCAAUGGUUGCAACACUGCCAUCUACAUGAACUGGAACUGGGCCUGGACCUUCAAGUCGGUCACCAUCAACAACUGCGGGGUCGGUCUCAACAUGUCCGCCUCCCCCUCGAACCAGACCGUGGGCUCUGUCUUGAUGCUGGACAGCACGUUCUCUAGCACUCCCAUUGGUAUCGUGACGGCUUUCAGCUCUGACAGCAUCCCGACCGGCGGUGGUGCUCUGGUGCUCGACAACGUUGACUUUACCGGUUCCAGCGUUGCCGUGGCUAGUGUUUCCGGUAGCACAAUCCUGGCCGGUGGCUCUGUCAUCGACAACUAUGUUCAGGGUAACGCCUACACUCCCUCGAGCACCCUCAAGAAGCGCUCUCCUGCUGUCGAGGUCAUCGUGCAGACGAUCACACAGACGAUCGAGGUUUGUCCCGCCGAGUACACGUCGACAUCGCUUGCCUCCGAAUACCAUUCGGCCGCUACCCAAGCUACCGUCAACGGUGCUGAUGCGACUGCCGCAACGGACCGUCUCCCUCACACUGGUUACUCGUGGGGCAGCUCCGGCAGUAGUGCCACUGGUCAGACCUGGACUUCCGCCGUCGAGACUGCUGCCGCCCAACCAUCGAGCUACGAAUCUGGAUCUGGUGCCGAGCAGUCUUCGCCCGCAGCUGGGUCAACCGGGUCUAGCUCUCAGCAAUCGGCUCCGGCCGGUGGCUCCUCCGGCUCCGCUUCACAAGCCAGCUCUGGUGCCCAGCAGUCGUCUCCUGCUAGUGGAUCUUCCGGCUCUGGAUCGUCUGGCUCGAGUGUUCAGCAGUCGUCUCCUGCUAGUGGGUCUACCGGCUCUGGGUCGUCUGGCUCGAGUGCCCAGCCGUCCUCUGCGGCCGGCGGAUACUCUGGCAGUUCUGGCAGCUCUACCCAUGUCCAAGGAUCAUCUGCAGCUGUGGCUUCCUCCGCCGCCGCGACGUCUGCUCAUGCUUCCUCUGGCGCUGCCGCGUCUGGCACUUGCUCUUACAAGACCGUCACCAAGACCCGUCUUGAGACCACUGUCGCAGCCCCUGCGAAGCCCAGUGCUCUCUUGAACAGUGAUGGCUCAUUGUUUGAGAAGUCCAAGCCCCUUUAUGAGAGUUACUCUGCUUCGUCCUUCGUCAGCGUCAAGUCCGCUGGCGCCAAGGGUGACGGGUCCACCGAUGAUACCGCUGCAAUCCAGAAGGUCUUGGACGAGUGCACCGAUGAUCAAAUCAUCUAUUUCGACCACGGCGCAUACAUCAUUACCGACACGCUCAAGGUCCCCAAGAACGCCAAGAUCACUGGUGAGAUCUGGCCCAUGCUCAUGGCUUAUGGUGACAAGUUCUCCGACGCCGAAAACCCGAUCCCCAUGCUCCAGGUCGGCGAGGUGGGCGACGUCGGCUCUGUUGAAAUCAGCGAUCUGAUUGUUGAGACCAAGGGCCCCGCUCCGGGUGCUAUCCUCAUCCAAUGGAACGUCAACGCCGAGUCCCAGGGCUCCGCCGGUAUGUGGGAUGUUCACGCCCGUAUCGGUGGCUCCGCAGGCACUGAGCUCCAGAGCGAUACCUGCACCAAGACGCCUGACCAGACCACCACCCCCGACUCCGACUGCGUCGGUGCUUUCCUCCUGUUCCACGCCACUGAGCAAUCCAGCGUGUAUCUCGAGAACACCUGGUUCUGGACCGCUGACCACGAGCUCGACCUGUCCGACCACAACCAGAUCAACAUCUACAAUGGCCGUGGAGUCCUCCUCGAGACUCAAGAGUCCGCGUGGUUGUAUGGUACCGCUUCUGAGCACAACCAGCUCUACAACUACCAGGUCGCCAGUGCCAAGAAUGUCUUCAUGGGUCUCAUCCAGACCGAGACGCCCUACUACCAGGCGAACCCCAACGCCCUUACUCCGUUCACCCCCAACUCCACCUGGAACGACCCCGAUUUCUCCUACUGUACCACCGAUUCCUGCCGCAAGGCCUGGGGUCUCCGUAUCCUCGACAGCUCGGAGACCUAUGUCUACGGGGCGGGUCUGUACAGCUUCUUUGAUAACUAUUCGCAAACCUGUCUCGACACCGAGUCCUGCCAGGAGAAUAUGGUGGAGGUGGACUGUUCGGACGUGCACAUCUAUGGUCUCAGCACCAAGGCCAGUACGAACAUGGUGACUUCGGCGAGUGGAGAGACGUUGGUGCCUCAAGAAGGCAACGAGAGCAACUUCUGCUCGACCAUCGCGUUGUUUGAGUUUUCGUCUUCUUGAAGUCCUGUGUUUACUCUAUUUAGUGGU
This is a messenger RNA of Aspergillus saccharolyticus JOP 1030-1, 3417 nucleotides long. RefSeq names its product exo-beta-1,3-glucanase Exg0 (gene exgO). The record is from RefSeq and is a predicted model, not a curated record. The transcript is spliced from 2 exons. Bases 364 to 3390 code for a protein of 1008 amino acids. NCBI's taxonomy places the organism in Eukaryota, Fungi, Ascomycota, Eurotiomycetes, Eurotiales, Aspergillaceae.